AUGGCUUGCAAUGGAGGAAAAGGAGGCCAUGCUCCAAAUGAACACACUCAUUUGAUCCCAUCACUAGAGCAUCAACAUGUGAGCCACAGAUCCCCUUCCUCAUGUGCAAACUUGUCACCUAAAGUAGACGAUCCAACUCAAUCAUCCACUAAGAAGAAGCUCGCCAUUGCAACUACGAUUGCAUUGUUAUUUUUUGCAACAGAGCUAAUUGCCGGCUAUCUGGCGAAUUCAUUGGCCCUCAUGUCUGAUGCUUUCCAUCUGCUAUCUGAUGUGGCAAGUUUCAUUGUGGCAUUAGCAGCCAUCUAUUUAGCAGAGAAGCCGCCUACCAAAAAGCACACCUACGGAUUUCAUCGAGCUGAAGUAAUCGCUGCGCUAGUGUCAGUCUUGACUAUUUGGGUAUUGACAGGAUUUUUAGUCAUGGAAGCAAUAGAAAGAAUUAGAAAGCCUCAAGUCAUCGAUGCUAAGCUCAUGUGUAUCACCGCUUCUAUCGGCGUACUUGUGAAUGUCAUUCUGGCAUGUGUCUUGGGCGGACAUCAUCACCAUCACCAUCAUCAUGAACAGGGCCAUGGCGACAAUGAAUCGCACCAUCAUCAUCAUAGUGACCAUAAGGAGGUCAAUAUCAAUCUGAGAGCAGCCGCCCUUCAUGUGCUUGGAGAUUUACUAGCAUCUAUUGGCGUUUUAAUUUCAUCUGUCAUUUUGCUAUGCAAGCCCAAUUACACCAUUGUGGAUCCCAUGUGUACAUUUCUCUUUUCGAUCAUUGUGCUGUAUACCACAUACCAUUUGGUGCAAGAUUCAAUUGCGAUUUUGAUGGAGGGAGCACCGGGUCAUAUUCAACCCGACGCCAUUGAAAAAUCCCUGCAGCAGAUCCCUGGCGUAACUGCAGUGCACGAUUUACAUAUUUGGGCCUUGAGUCCAGGCAAAAGUUCGCUCACAGCACAUAUCAUGGCCGAUGCGGCAUCUGAUUACGACCGCAUCUUAUCGCAAGGACAGACUAUUGUAUGCGAUAUCUAUGGCAUUCAUCACUCGACACUCCAGAUUGAAACAGACAAGGCAGGGUUCACAAGUCAUUGCAGACCACACAUUUGCUCUUCUUCUCCAGGAUGCUAA
Molecule: messenger RNA, 1107 nt
Organism: Mucor velutinosus
Lineage: Eukaryota; Fungi; Mucoromycota; Mucoromycetes; Mucorales; Mucoraceae
Exons: 7
Coding region: 1-1107 (368 amino acids)
Biological process (GO): zinc ion transmembrane transport
Cellular component (GO): plasma membrane
Molecular function (GO): zinc ion transmembrane transporter activity
Source: RefSeq, a predicted model, not a curated record